Molecule: messenger RNA, 1066 nt
Organism: Xenia sp. Carnegie-2017
Lineage: Eukaryota; Metazoa; Cnidaria; Anthozoa; Malacalcyonacea; Xeniidae
Product: alpha-ketoglutarate-dependent dioxygenase alkB homolog 3-like
Exons: 9
Coding region: 85-957 (290 amino acids)
Biological process (GO): DNA repair; DNA alkylation repair
Cellular component (GO): nucleus
Molecular function (GO): dioxygenase activity
Source: RefSeq, a predicted model, not a curated record
UGAGAAGUACACUGAAUACAGAUGAAUAUUGAAAGUUGGUCCAGCAAUUCUUUAAUUUAUCUUCCUUAAAAUCAUUGAUAAAUCAUGGAUAGAAGAAAAAAGAACAGAUUACAAAAUUCUUGGUUAAAAGAACAACAUAAACGCCCUCGUGAUAAAACUUUCUCCAAUGAGUUAACAUGUCGGAGUUUUACAUUUCAACAAAAUGUGCUUCAAGAAAGAAAAUCAAGGCAAACAAAGUUAAUAACUAGACAUGGAGUUCAUGAUCUUAGUAAUGGAACAUCAGGCAAAGCAAGUGUUGAGUUUGAUCCUUCCUUCAUUCCAUUGGAGGAAACAAUGUGGAUGUUUGAAGAGUUAAAAUGCAAGAUACCAUGGAAAGAAAAAAACAUCAAACUUCAAGGUGAAUAUCACCGUCAACCACGAUUAACGGCAUGGUUUGGUGAUUUUCCUUAUACUUACUCAGGAUUAACUCUUCAACCAUAUCAAUGGUCUCCUCUAUUGGACUCGUUACGAGAACGAAUAUUUUUGAAAACUGGACUUACGUUUAAUUCAAUGUUGGCAAACUUUUAUCGCAAUGAGAAGGAUAGUGUCGAUUGGCAUAGUGAUGACGAGGAUUCCUUGGGUAAUAAUCCUGUCAUAUGCUCUAUCUCAUUUGGGGAAACAAGGAUUUUUGAAAUGAGAAAAAAACCGGUAGAUUCAACUUUAGGAAAGAAUAUCGAUGAAAUUAUUAAAAUUCCCUUGCCAUCUGGUAGUUUAUUAAUCAUGUCUGGUGCUUGUCAGUCAGAUUGGCAGCAUCGUGUGCCUAAGGAAUACCACAGUCGAGGACCUCGUAUCAAUUUAACGUUUCGAAAUGUGUUUGCAAGAAAAUCUUGGAGCAGUGUGCCUUUUCCAACUUCAAAACGUUGCGAAGUGUGUUUAAAUGUUUUUAUUGAUUGCGAAGAAAGAACAGGAAGGCCAUAAAAAAUCUUCACCACUUUAUUUUGACUUUGCAACCGAAAACUGAGUGAAUUAUAUAUACUGGUAAUAAUUGUUAAUCAAACUUUUGCAAUUAAAUAGUCGAUGCAACUCA